GUAAACAAAUAGAAACCUCUGACGCUCUAACAAAAACCUGUUUUGCAAGAAUUUAAGUCCAGUUUCUUAUUUAUUUGUGAAAUUGCGGACUAAUUGAAUGGAAUUCAAGAGGCUUGGUCAUCGAGAACGUCAGUGUUAUUUGAAUUGACCAGAAGAGUAAACAAAGCGAAUUCGGACAAUUAAAAAGGAGGCAAUAGGGCAUAUCAUGUAAACUGUUCAUGAAGUAAACAUCUAUCUAUAUGAAGCGGUCUCUAUGAAAAACUGCCAUGUCAUUGUAUAUGUGUAUAAAGCCGUUAGCUGUAUGAAAUUUAUCCAAUUUAGAAGAAUCUCUAGGAUAAAAAUGGCGUCUCAAGAUACAAUGUGGUCUUUUGGUUAUGGAAGUAACAUGGAUGUCAAGGCUGUGGAAACCAAGAAAAAAGUUAAGAUCAUUGAUCACACGGCUGCUAUUCUGAAAGGCUGGAAGUUGGCCUUUAAUCUGUCUGGAAUUCCACUAGUAGAACCAGCUUAUGCCAACGUUACCAAAGGAGAUCCAACAGAUGAAGUCCAUGGUGUUGCUUUCUGUAUGACGAAAGAUUCUAUUGAACAAAUGGACAGGGUUGAAUCUGGUUACAACAAAGCGCAAGUAACACUUGAAGCUUACGAUGGUCGCAAACUAGAUGGAUUUGUCUACGUGAACAAACCGUCCGCAGUUUCAACAGAAACUCACCAACCUUCCAGUAGAUAUGUCGGUGUUCUGGUUAAAGGUGCUAAACAAGCGGGUCUUAGUAAAUCGUACAUAGAAAAUCUACAAAAGACGGAAGUCUACAAACCAUCGGCAGAAACCUUGAAACUUCGAGAAUCUUUACCCAAACCAGACGACCUUCCAGCAAUAUCCGUAGAAGAACUAGCAAAACAUGACGGGAAAGACGAGAAAUUUCCAACGAGAGUCGCAGUUUUAGGUUAUGUGAUGCAACCGGGAAGAUCUUGGUUCGGAACUCAUCGCGGCAGAGACAGAACCACGAGAUUUUUGAUGCAAUACCACGGGUUGCCGUUAGAUGAUAAUGAAGAUUUUGGAAAACCGCCAUAUCCACUGCUGGACUCGUUAACUGGUGACGAGAAAGAAUAUAUUUCACGAUGGAUGGACCAUUAUUUAUCUUCCUCGAAUGGCAAGGCUGUUGGUUAUGUCAAAGAAUUCAGGGAGCAACAAAAAUCUGGCCAAAGCGUUUAUCAGUUGCCCAAAUAGAUGUGAUAUUGGUCAUUGCGCUAAUUACAGACAUAAGGGAGCGUAGCGCUAUAGGGUUUUGAUGGGGUAGAGAACAUCAUCGGAGUGUAGAGGAGACCAUAUUGAGUAUUCUGAGCUCAGAGACUAGCGACACUUCCGGUUCUGAAAGUCAAUGGUUGGGCAAGUCUGUCUGCUAAUGAUAGCAUAUAUUAAGAUUAUAAACCUAAAGAUUGUUUUAGAUUGAAAAAAUGUAAGGAUUGUUGAAUAAAAACACACAAUAUUCUGCUGUUAUCUUGUUUAAUUUCCCAUC
Molecule: messenger RNA, 1511 nt
Organism: Lottia gigantea (owl limpet)
Lineage: Eukaryota; Metazoa; Mollusca; Gastropoda; Lottiidae
Exons: 6
Coding region: 254-1222 (322 amino acids)
Molecular function (GO): gamma-glutamylcyclotransferase activity
Source: RefSeq, a predicted model, not a curated record